UCCCCGCCACAUAUAAGCCACCAAUUAUCUAACAGUACCUGCCGGGUAGCUAAGUCCCCAUGGGGUAGGCUACCCCUUACGAUCCUCGUCACCAAUCAAUCCAAAUCCCAGCCGUGUGCUAUCCUCCCGUCUACAAACAGCCUAUUCAUCGUCAGUUAACACGAUAUAUACAAGAUAAGACCGAAGAUCUCAUUCAUUGGAAGAAUCUCAUGUUUUAUUGGUGUUGGGUGUCUUUAGUUUCCGAGGCGAAGGCGUACAGGUGUAUUCCCAGAUUUAUAUGCCUUGGCAGUUCUAGGUACCCUAGAGAUGGAGGCUACGAACAUCCAGCAUCGCAUUGUGCUUGAGGAUGAGUUUGAUGCUCUUUCUAUAGAAAUCAAGGCUCCUGGUCCUGUCCACUCUGGAGUCGCUAAGAAAUAUCCCGCUAAGCUUCACGCAAGAAAUCUAGCAAGAGAGCUAGGCAAGCAGGAUGGUCUUAUUUUCCUGCCGGGACAAUGGAAUGUGACAUGGGAGGAUGCCGACCAAGGACCAGCUUUCCGUCAGCGCCGUUACUUCUAUUAUCUUUCCGGAGUAAAUUUCGCAGGGUGCAGCGUCACAUACGAUAUAGAGGCUGAUAAGCUGACGCUCUGGAUCCCUUAUACACCCCCCGCGACUAUUCUUUGGUUCGGGAAGACACCGUCCCCGGAGGACUGCCUCGCCAGAUCCGACGUGCACGACGUGAAAUACAGCAACUCGCUGUCAGAAUACUUGACCUCGCGGCUGGCCAAGGUCAAGACGCUCUAUGUUCUGCGAGCAUCUCAGAUGCCCAAGUCUGCCGAGUUCGAAAAGCUCAAGCCUCAUGUCUUCAUCGACACGACGUCGCUGCAGCCCGCGAUAGACGGGCUGAGAGUGAUUAAAACCGAGUACGAGAUCGACAUGAUCCGGAAAGCGAAUGCCGUGUCUUCGGAGGCGCAUAGGGAGGUAGCCACGUCGAUGUAUGGGCUGUCGAACGAAUGCCAGAUCGAGGCUGCUUUUCUCGGGUCAUGUACGGCGCAGAACGCCCACGUCCAAUCUUACCCCAUUAUCGCCGGGUCCGGACCGAAUGCCUCGACGCUGCAUUACGACGCAAAUAACGAGCCGUUAGCUGGUCGGCAGCUUGUCGUGCUCGAUGCUGGCGCGGAAUGGGAGUGUUACGCGAGCGAUGUGACGCGUACAUUACCCAUCGGCUCGACGUUCUCUCCCGAGGCUAGGGCGAUCUAUGAUCUCGUGCAUCAGAUGCAGGAGGAGUGUAUCCAGCGCAUUCGUCCCGGGGUCGUGUUCCGCGACCUGCAGCUCCAUGCUACUCUCGUCGCGGUGAAAGGCUUGCUGCGAUUAGGCAUUCUACACAACGGCACCGCCGAUGAAAUAUUUAAAAAUGGGACAGGAGCAGCUUUCUUCCCGCAUGGACUUGGCCACCACGUAGGUCUCGAUGUUCACGACGUUCUGAGUCAGGAGCUUCUACGUCCUGUGGGCGAGAGCAUAUGGGGCAAAAGACGACCCGUCGGCCCGAAUUCAUUGCGCGCCAUGAUCAAGCAAGCUGCCAUCACAGAUGGAAGUGGCGAUACCAGCGAGGCUGCUAGUCCGAAGAAUCAUAUAUUACAGCCAAACAUGAUUGUCACUGUUGAGCCAGGUCUCUACUUCUGCCGCCCGUACAUCGAGGCAUACUUCCUGCGCAGCGACCAGCACAGCAAAUACAUAGACCAGGCCGUGCUCGAGCGGUACUGGGACGUCGGCGGCGCGCGCAUCGAGGAUUGCAUCCUCGUAACGUCUGAGGGGUACGAGAAUCUGACGACUGCGCCGAAGGGAGAAGAGCUGUUGAGGAUCUUGGGGGUCGCGAACUGAUUCUUCUUACUUAUGUACCGACCUGCAUGAGUUGUUGACUGUGUAGUGUGAGUGGGUAUAGGGGUAGAUAGGGGGAAAGCAAGGUAGUAAAGCAAAGGGAAGGGAAGGGAUAUAUAUACCCUGACAAUGACCAAAGAUGUCACGUACGACCAUAGCCGCUGGAGAACUCGGGGUCCCGUCCGCUCCCCCCUUAGAUAAGCUAGUGAGCGCCGAAUUAGUAGUUGGGUCGGUGACGACCAGCGAAUCCUCGGUGUUGUACGUUUUAUUUCUUUUGAAAGUUUUUUUAAGGUUUUUUUUUGCCGUUAUCUUUCUACUAGACGGCACCGUCUAUGCGUGAGUACACAGAUAACGUAGGAAAUUGCGUGCGGAGAGAAUGUAGGUAUUUCCGGUAGUUUUACAUCAUAGAAUAGAUAGAUAGGGGCAACUAUAUUCUUUGGAAAAGUUCGGUAUUGGAACGUAUGUGUAAGGCGGACAUCUCUUGGAUCUCAUAUAUACAAUAGAGUAGAUUUUAAUUAGGGUUCGCGCAGCAUGAUGAGGAUUUCAUGGAAAGAGUAAAGAGUUCAGUUCGCGAAGCGUCAUGCCAGCUAUGGAUUUCGUCUCAUGGGAAUUACAUCUGGUGGCCUAGUGGGUGCUUUGAAGU
Molecule: messenger RNA, 2497 nt
Organism: Xylaria bambusicola
Lineage: Eukaryota; Fungi; Ascomycota; Sordariomycetes; Xylariales; Xylariaceae
Product: peptidase M24, structural domain-containing protein
Exons: 7
Coding region: 307-1857 (516 amino acids)
Molecular function (GO): manganese ion binding; metalloaminopeptidase activity
Source: RefSeq, a predicted model, not a curated record